Messenger RNA from Camellia sinensis, 1748 nucleotides. The record is from RefSeq and is a predicted model, not a curated record. NCBI's taxonomy places the organism in Eukaryota, Viridiplantae, Streptophyta, Magnoliopsida, Ericales, Theaceae.
CAUACACAUCUCUUGGGGUGCUUAAAAUCUACAGUUGUGAGAGUCUGAUCUCUUUUCCAAUGAAAGGUUUGCCAUCUAUGCUGAGAGAACUUGAGGUUUCAUAUUGUGAUGCUUUGGAGUCCCUACCCGAGUUGAUGACACUCAAUAAUCUGCAAGAGUUGAAGGUUUCUGAAUGUGCAUCACUCACAUAUUUAUUGUCAAGAGGUGGGCUACCAUCCACACUAAAACAACUUGGGAUUGAGGGUUGCAGAAAUCUGGAGUCACUUUUUGCAGAGGAAGGGAUCAAAAUUGAUUGUCCAUCUCUUGAAACUAUUUGUAUCAAAUUUUGUUGGAGUCUCAAAUCUUUACCUGAAGCCAAUAAUCUCAGGAAUCUCAGUGAAUUGCAGAUAAACUAUUGUUAUAAUCUGGAGCCCCUGUCACUUGGCGGUCAUGAUGAGAACAACAACAACAUGAACCAACUCAGUUCGCUUCAAAAGCUGUGUUUAUAUAAAUGCAGAGCAAGAAUGGUCUCCUACUUUGUGAAGGAAGGGAGUUUCCCCACCAACAUCACUUCCCUUGAAAUCGGGGAUUUCGUCGGUCAACUUCCAGUUCCGCCUCCAUCUCCAUUAGAGUGGGGUUUGCACAAACUCUCUUCUCUUACAACACUCCACCUUGAUGGCGGAGGUUGGCCGUGGGGAGAUACGGUGUCCUUUCCAGAAGAAGGGAUGUUCCUGCCCACCUCUCUCAUCAAUUUGACCAUCAACGGUUUCCCAAAUCUGGAAAGACUCUCUUGUGAGGAGUUUCAAAACCUCACUUCUCUUGAAAGACUUGAAAUCUGGAGUUGCCCUAGGCUCGCGUCCUUUCCAAAGGAAGGGUUGCCCCCCUCUCUUUUGCAUCUACUGAUCUAUAGGUGCCCUGAGCUUGCGACCUUUCCAGAACAAGGAUUCCCUCCCUCGCUUUUGUCACUGGACAUCAGGGGAUGUAAUCCAAUACUGAAACAGAAGUGUGAAAAGGGGAAAGAAUAUUGGCCCAUCAUCCAAUACAUUCCUCAAGUAGAUGUCGUAGUAUAAGCAGCCACCUGCAAGAAUAUAUUCAUAUACUAUUGUCCAAUCAUGGCGAAAGCUCUCAUAAGUAAUAAAGGAGCAAGAGAUAUAUGAAGAAAAUUGAGAAUAAAGUCCUUUCCUGAGACUACAAUGGUAAACACCUCCCUAUUGCACAUUGUCAUGUAAGACUUUUGAUCAUUAAGACUUCAUUGCCAUGCAAGAAGGGAUUUUUUUCUUUUUUAGUAUCAAGUUGUAUUUUUAAACCAUCCUGCUUGCAUGCUGGAUUACAUUUGACAAUUACAAAGCCACACGUAAUCUUGUCAAAAUCCAUGUGGGCAAUCUGUUCUAGUAGUUGGAGGGAUUUAGGCUUCCUUUAUUAAAGGGGAGUUGAGAAGCCAUUUACCCUACUUGGAGUAUUAUUUAGAAUUCAAAUCCAAGGCAAAUAUUCAAAAAAAUAUAGGAAACUAUUAGAAAUUGGCAUACCGUAUAGAGUUUUUGUGUUUGUUUGUUUAAAUGUACUUGUUGAUUUGUUUAGACUUGUCAUGAAGUGGGCGAUAUGGAAAACAAUAAGAAGAAAACAUAAGGGGAAGUUCAUCUAAUAGUAACAAAUAGUUCUCUAAUCUUUGAUAAAAUCGGGUUCUUUUCCGGAUGGGGUUGACCAAAGACUAAAGUAUCUUAGCAGACACUAGCGAGAAAUCCUCGCUACUUUGCCGCUCCAAAAAUCUU